Messenger RNA from Giardia duodenalis, 1020 nucleotides. RefSeq lists its product as uncharacterized. NCBI's taxonomy places the organism in Eukaryota, Fornicata, Diplomonadida, Hexamitidae. Gene Ontology annotation, molecular function: protein binding. The record is from RefSeq and is a predicted model, not a curated record. The coding region runs from base 1 to 1020 and encodes 339 amino acids. The transcript has a single exon.
AUGGCCGUCGUCACCUUCGGGGCGCUCCUCUCUCAGGCCUUGAACUGCUACUUCUACUGCCCCAUCCAUUGCUAUCACAAUCCUCUUGGCCACUUUGAGCCUCUCUUCAAUGACAUCGAGGCGGUUCCAGAGCUUAAGCGAACAUUCUUCCUGGCACUAACCGAAGAUCCCAAUUACAGUGAAAAGUCUCUUGAUCAAAUCAGGGCAAACUAUAAAGCCAAGGUAAAGCGGAUCAUGGCGCUUCAAAUGAUUAAGAAGGCACUCUUACAGACCAACAAGUCACAGUACGUUCUCACUGCGGACGUGUACGCAGACUUUUUUGUAAUACCCGAUAACUGCCGAUUCUUCAUCAAAGAGACAAAGCAAGAUGACAGCUUUCUUCGGUAUUCAGACGAGUUCGAGGAAAAAGUUAAUCUAUUUCUUAUCAAGACUGUUCAAGCCUAUGCCCUUCAGCAAUAUGAUCAGCUCGUUGCCCUCAGUAAGCGGUACGAAGACGCACUUCCCAUUGAGGACCCAUUUGCAAUAUGUCUACGAGAGGCUGUUUCAGCUCCACCCGGAGCUGCACAUGCACCUCUUGUGCGGUCCCAUACCAUCGCCGUGGAGGACGCUGAGAUCCGUACCUUGUUGACUAUGGACCCCAGCAAGCUUCUAGGGAACGAAACUGUCAGAAAGACUCUUGCAGAAGCUAAGGAAAGCACAAAGGCCUUCUAUCCGCUAACACAGACCUACCGUGAACCCAGUGACUAUCAUCUAUUUCUGUUAUCAAGCGCUCUCCAUAGCAUGCCGAGUGAUAGCUACAAAAGCCUUAUUACUCAUGCUUCUGAGUUUAUGACGAAGAAGGCGGUUAAGUGCAACUCUUCUAGCCUAGAUUUAGCCGCCCUUCCUUAUCGUAAUCUCUGGCUCUUCUUCACAAAGUCACUAGACUAUGCGAAAAAUCCGUAUAUUUUAGACAUUGUAGCUGCUGUAGACAAGCAUAAUGAACGGCCAUCCUCCGCAUUAAAAAACCCUACUAGGACAUAG